UAUUUCUUAUUUGUUAUGAUCAGAGGUUAUGAUUGUAGGAUUCAUUUGAGAACUUUGAGAUAGGCGCCAUUACAAUUUGUUGUAUUUGUGAAAUCAUUUCUCAUAAAAUUAAUUGUUGAUUUUGCUUAGAAGAUUAAACAUUUUUUAUUUUUCGAAAAAGUUCUCAUCAUAAAGCCAGAAUACCAUUCCAGUAAACUUUAAAAUGCCCUUGCCUCGACUACCAGGAUUCGUUCUUCAAUCGAAAAUUGGAAGUGGAACCUUUUCUGAUGUCUACAAAGCAUAUCAGAUUAGUAGCCCUAAACAAAUUGUUGCUGUUAAAUGUAUAUUAAAGAAUGAAUUAUCUGCAAACACAGUAAACAGUAUAGUACAUGAAAUCGAGGCCUUGAAACGUCUCAGACAUCCACACAUCAUUCAAAUGCUAGAUUUUCAAUGGGAUGAAAAUUUUAUCUAUAUAAUCAUGGAAUAUUGCGAAGGUGGAGACCUAUCCAUCUUUAUUAGAAACUACAAACAACUAAAAGAAGACAUUUGCCGAUCAUUUUUAAGUCAACUAGCGUUUGCCUUGCAAUACCUGCGGCAACAUAAUAUUGUUCACAUGGAUCUUAAACCAAGUAACUUGUUGUUAACAUCCCGAAGACAUCCAGUUUUGAAGCUAGCAGAUUUCGGUUUGGCUCAAUCUCUUAAAAACCGGGAAAAAGAAACUUCUUACAGAGGAUCCCCAUUAUACAUGGCUCCAGAGAUUCUCCGGCGACAAAGUUAUGACGCCUCUGUCGAUCUGUGGUCAACUGGUGUGAUUUUAUACGAAUGUUUAUUUGGUAGACCUCCAUGCUCGUCUAAAAGCUUGAAAGAAUUGGUGGACAAAAUUCAAAGUGAUGCCCCCAUAACUAUUCCAACCACUAUAGAGAUAUCAUCCAAUUGUAGAGACCUUUUAAUUCGAUUAUUGCAAAAGGACCCCAAUAAGCGGUUGACAUUUGAACAAUUCUUCAAUCAUCCUUUUGUCAAUUUGCCUGCUUGUGUCCUCCAACGUCUCCUGUCCUCCAACAGUGGUCUGUUAGAGGCUAAUUCAGUUUUUGAGCGCGCUGAAAAUUCGUAUAAGUCAAAUCGAGGAAAUGAAACUCUUAUUCUCUACCGUCAAGCCCAUGCUCUUCUUAAGCCGUUAAUAUCAGGUGCUGAUGCGGUCACGAAAUCUAAAUUGAGUGGACAACUUCAUACAUGUUCCUGCCGAAUCAAAGAAAUGUCGAUUGUCCCUGAAGUACCUUCUACUCAAUUAACCAAGUCCAACGUUUCAACGACGUUUCAAGAACUCCGUUCCCUGGCGUCCGCUACACCGAAUUUAGCCUCGGCGCUGGAAAUAGGCAAAGAAGGAGUGCAAUACGAUUCAGAGGGACAGCAUGUUAUUGCAUUAGAGCGUUACAAAGCAGCACUGGAUGUAAUGAUACCAAUGCUUCGCCAUGAAUCCAAGGGACGCAGGAGAGAUUUGCUUCAUCAACAGGUCACAUUAUGGAUGGAAAGAGCUGAACAGUUGCAAGAAUUCCACAAUCUUCAACAGUCACAGCUGGAAGAACUACAGGCUGAAGAUGCCAGCGGGCAAUAUUGCUGUAUUCAGUAACAAGUCGUCGUCGACCAAUCAACCGGUGAAUGGUGAUACACAAAAAAAAGAAGCUAUGGUUGCAAAAAUAAAACAGUUUCUCUGCCAUUCGAAAUACACGAAAAUAGAAAGUAGCCCCAAUUUAUGACUCGUUUCCCCUUCUAUACACGAAGCGUAUACCUUUUGUAUGCUUGCUGGCUUUCACUUUUCCUUUCUUCUUUUGUUAUCCUGAUCGAAAAAAUAUAAUGUGAAGAACUAGA
This is a messenger RNA of Daphnia pulicaria, 1845 nucleotides long. Its product is annotated as serine/threonine-protein kinase ULK3-like. Gene Ontology annotation, biological process: protein autophosphorylation; autophagy; autophagosome organization. Gene Ontology annotation, cellular component: cytoplasm; autophagosome. The record is from RefSeq and is a predicted model, not a curated record. Gene Ontology annotation, molecular function: ATP binding; protein serine/threonine kinase activity. Bases 203 to 1606 code for a protein of 467 amino acids. NCBI's taxonomy places the organism in Eukaryota, Metazoa, Arthropoda, Branchiopoda, Diplostraca, Daphniidae. The transcript is spliced from 10 exons.